AUGGAUAAUAACAAAAAGAUGCAAGAAGGAAAGAACUCGCCGUUACUCGAUAGAGAAAUAUCAAAGAGGCCCCUGCACAUAAGGGUUCUGGAGCUUCAAGGAAUAUCAAGGCGAAGCUCGAAACCUCCAGCGUCUUCGAAUCGAAAAAUUCCUCAGACAGCUGCUUCAGACGACGAAGAUAAAUCUCCUCCUCGUGUUCCUCGACACAAAUCUCCUGUGCUUUCUCCAGUUCUCGAAGACGCUCAACCCCUUGCAACCAUCAUUCCAACUGUGCCUGCUGAAGAAAGCCAUUCAAAUGAUGAGUCUCCACCUAUUCAUCAAGAUGAAAAUAUGGGGGAAAACCCUCAAUGUUCGAAUAGUGAUAAUGCAGCCGGACAACCAACUGGCAGCGAAGAUACUAUAUCUGAGCAAGAUGCUACAGAGGAAACUUCCAAACUGCCUACACCUGGUCCUCAUGAAACUUCGACCUUCGGAACUAUAGUCACUCCUGGUUAUCCACCAAGGAAUAACAAUCAAGGUUAUCAACAAAGACCUAACAAUCAAGGAUACCAACAACAAACAUUUCAACCUUACACUCAACCGCCACCACAACAACAAGGAGGACCGUCUAAGUUGGAAGAAACUAUGACGCAUUUCAUGCAGAUGUCAAUGAAAAACCAGAAAAACCAGGAUGCAGCAAUUAAAAAUUUAGAAACUCAAGUGGGGCAACUUGCUAAACAAAUUGCGGCUAAUCAGUCGAAUGCAACAUUCUCCGCCAACACUCAAGAGAAUCCGAAAGAGCAUUGUAAAGCAAUGGUAACUAGAACUGGUCAGAAAGGCAGUAAUGAGGAAGUUGAAAACAAUGAUGUUGAGAAGAAAGAUGAUAAUUGUGCCGCGGAAGAUGAGGAAAUUAAAUUGUGCCGCUUAUUUCCAAAAUGA
Vicia villosa (hairy vetch) is the source of this 918-nucleotide messenger RNA. RefSeq lists its product as uncharacterized. The record is from RefSeq and is a predicted model, not a curated record. The transcript has 5 exons. NCBI's taxonomy places the organism in Eukaryota, Viridiplantae, Streptophyta, Magnoliopsida, Fabales, Fabaceae. Bases 1 to 918 code for a protein of 305 amino acids.